AUGUUUGUUUGGGGCAAUGCUAAAUAUCGCUGCAGUUUUAUGCAUUGCUACCAUUUAUGUUCGUUAUAAGCAAGUUCAUGCUCUGAAUCCUGAAGAGAACCAUAUCAUCAGAUUAAACAAGGCUGGCCUUGUACUUGGAGUACUGAGUUGUUUAGGACUUUCUAUUGUGGCAAACUUCCAGUGUUGACUUGCUCGUCAAUUUUGCACAGUGGCAGUUUUGGCACUGAUGUAGUACAGAAACUCCACUGGAACCCUGAGGACAAAGGUUAUGCACUUCACAUAAUCACUACUGCAACAGAAUGGUCUAUGUCAUUUUCCUUCUUUGGUUUUUUCCUGACUUACAUCCGUGAUUUUCAGAAAAUUUCUUUACGGGUGGAAGCCAAUUUACAUGGAUCAACCCUCUAUGACACUGCUCCUUGCCCUAUAAACAAUGAACGAACACGACUACUUUCCAGAGAUUUAUGAUGAAAGGAUAAAAUAUAUCUGGAUGAUUAUGAUUCUCAGGGAUUGAGGAAAGGCUCACAAAAGUUACUCAUUCUGCUCUGAAAUUUUCAACCAGUUCAUCAAGGCCGACAGUGACACUGCUGAAUACUGAUAAGUAGGAAACAUGAAAUAAGCAUUUCAUAAGGUAUUUUAAAGGAUAUCAUGAAGAAAACUAUUGAAAAACA
Messenger RNA from Cynocephalus volans (Philippine flying lemur), 668 nucleotides. Its product is annotated as DNA damage-regulated autophagy modulator protein 2-like. NCBI's taxonomy places the organism in Eukaryota, Metazoa, Chordata, Mammalia, Dermoptera, Cynocephalidae. Gene Ontology annotation, biological process: photoreceptor cell maintenance; regulation of autophagy. The transcript has a single exon. The record is from RefSeq and is a predicted model, not a curated record. Gene Ontology annotation, cellular component: lysosome.